Messenger RNA from Ostrea edulis (European flat oyster), 1377 nucleotides. RefSeq lists its product as uncharacterized. The record is from RefSeq and is a predicted model, not a curated record. Gene Ontology annotation, molecular function: GTPase activity; GTP binding. NCBI's taxonomy places the organism in Eukaryota, Metazoa, Mollusca, Bivalvia, Ostreida, Ostreidae. Bases 112 to 720 code for a protein of 202 amino acids. Gene Ontology annotation, biological process: small GTPase-mediated signal transduction. The transcript has 3 exons.
AUCGAGUCUGCGCAACAAUCAAGUGGUAAUCCCUCAGAUGAGGCACUUUCUAUUUAUAGAAAACGGACGUGGAUUGGUUGUAGACAGAGUCCAUUCGGCAGGGUUGCUAGAAUGUCGAAUGAGGGCGACGUAAAAUUCAUAAAGUGUGUGGUGGUAGGGGACGGGGCCGUGGGUAAAACGUGUAUGUUAAUGAGCUAUGCCACAAACAAGUUCCCCACGGAGUACGUUCCCACGGUGUUCGACAAUUAUGCAGUUAACGUGAAAGUAAAGGAACAAGACUACCAGUUAGGACUGUUUGACACGGCAGGUCAGGAAGAAUACCAAGGACUGCGUCUACUGUCGUAUCCAGGAACUCAUGUUUUUCUCAUGUGCUUCUCUAUUGUAAUGCCAGAAUCCAUGAAGAAUUUAGAACUAAAAUGGAUUCCGGAAGUGAGGCACCAAGUGCCCGCAGCAGCCUAUAUCUUAGUGGGCACUCAGGUUGACUUGAGAGACGAUGAAAAAAUAGGUCAGAAACUACAAAAACGGCGGCAGAAACCGGUGACUUUAGAAGAAGGACAAAAGUUAGCGAAACGAUUAAACUGUGACUGUUACGUUGAAUGUUCAGCGUUAACACGACAGGGCCUAAAGGACGUCUUUGACGAAGCGCUCAUAUCGGUUCUAGAUCCCAAAGUGAAGAAGAAAACUUCGUCUGGCAGGAGUUUUAAAUGUGCAAUUCUGUGAUAAAGCUUUGUUUUAAAUGCAUAAAUAAUAUGUAGAAAUUACUUUCGACUUCCGCGUAGCUGGUUUACAGUGCUGAAAUAUAAAUACUACUUAGUGAUUUCAAUAAUAAUUAUUUAGUGCCUUCAUCAUUUGCAGUAGAUCAAGUAAUGUUUCAGACACAUUUAGUAAUAGUUUUCUCUGUUUCUCGGCAUAAUACACUUGUACAGUGUUUAUUACAUGUGGAUUUCUUUACAAUAUAUUUUAUAUUUAUUUGGAAGUUUGCAUUAGAUAUUUAUCUUCGUUGUUGAGUAAAACCUUGAAUGUUUUACAACCUGUUAGCUAUGAAAGAAAUUUUAACGAAGACGUACCCAAUACAUACAUGUGAUUGUCUCAAUUGAUAAUGGCCCAAUUUUUAUACUCUAACAUGUUAUCAACAUUUGAAUUAAUUAGUAUUUUAUUGCUUCCCCCACUCUGUCCGAUCAGACCCCCUAGUGUAUUCUCCGUAGACCCCUCCGUGUACACCGCUUCCUCUCAAUGUCUUCCUUUCCUGAGCAGAUUUUGUUAUGUUUUAUCACAAUUUAUGAAGUGUUCAUCAUUAUUUUAUUUUAUGAAUAUUGAUGUUAAUGAUGUAAGUUUUACUUAUUACCAUGCAUUUUCAAAUUAAAUUAUAUAAGGUUA